This is a messenger RNA of Chrysochloris asiatica (Cape golden mole), 189 nucleotides long. Its product is annotated as thymosin beta-4-like. The transcript has 2 exons. The coding region runs from base 1 to 189 and encodes 62 amino acids. NCBI's taxonomy places the organism in Eukaryota, Metazoa, Chordata, Mammalia, Afrosoricida, Chrysochloridae. The record is from RefSeq and is a predicted model, not a curated record.
AUGAAGGAAGCUUCUUUGGCUAGACUACAGAAAGGAAGAGUAGAAUGCUUUCUCUGCAACAAACCCAGAAGGGCUGAAAUUGAGAAAUUCACCGAAUCAAAGCUGAAGGCAGAAACACAAGAGAAAAAUCCACUGGCCACUGCUUUCAAAAGAAAGAUUGAACAGAAGAAGCAAGUAGGUGAAUCAUAA